CAACACCACCAACAACAACAACAGAUAGCAUGGGGGCUACAGGGUCAACACCACCAACAACAACAACAGAUAGCAUGGGGGCUACAGGGUCAACACCACCAACAACAACAACAAAUAGUAUGGGGGCUACAGGGUCAACACCACCAACAACAACAACAGAUAGCAUGGGGCUACAGGGUCAACACCACCAACAACAACAACAAACAGAUAGCAUGGGGGCUACAGGGUCAACACCACCAACAACAACAACAGAUAGCAUGGGGGCUACAGGGUCAACACCACCAACCCAUUUAUCCAGGAAUACCAACACCUCAUGCAAAUAUGACAACAUCACCUACAAAGUCCAAUCAGGAUCUCCUACUGUCUACCAGCUGAGAACAAAGAAAGAGAAGAUUGGAACUCUGACAAGAAUGACUCUUGGUGAAAAAGAUCCAAACAAGAUAAACAAAACCAUCUUACUUGUUGGUGAAACAGGAACAGGAAAAUCUACUCUGAUCAACACUCUGGUCAACUACACCAUGGGAGUGGAGUGGGAGGAUGAUGUCUGGUUUAAGAUUGUAGAGGAGGAGAAGAGAAGGCAAUCAGAAAGUCAGACAUCAGAUGUGAUCGUGUACCAGAUCUUUGGUUUUGAAGAUAAAACUCUGCCCUACUCUCUGACCAUCAUCGAUACUCCUGGAUACGGAGACACCAGAGGGAUCGAACAAGAUGAAAUCAUCAGUCAAAGAUUAUUAGACUGGUUCCAGUCAGAGGAUGGAGUUCAUGAGAUUAAUGCAGUGGGUCUGGUGGUGAAAGGGAGUGUGAAUCAACUGAGUGACCGACUGAGUUGUAUCUUUAAUUCAGUGAUCUCUCCGUUUGGAAAAAACAUAGAGGAGAAUAUAGUCGCCCUCGUCACACACUCAGAUGGUCUGACACCUGAAAAUGUUCUACAAGCUCUCAAGGAUGCAAACAUUAAAUGUGCCAAAGAUGAAGAUGAUGAGCCUGUUCAUUUUAUGUUCAACAACCACCAGAAAACACAGAAAACAAAGAAAAAUAAGGUUGCUCUAAAAGCUGCAUGGGACUUAUCAAUGAACCAGAUGGGUGAAUUUGCUGAUUUCCUGACUAAACAAAACCCUCAGACCCUGAUGACAACUGUUGAAGUUAUGAAAUCCCAAAUCAGACUGACAGCCUGCAUCGACAACAUGCAGGAGAGAAUCAAGGAGAUUGAUCUAAAACAGACAGAAAUCCAACAGACUCAGGAAGUUCUGAAGAAACAUGAAGAAGAGAUGAAGAAGAAUGAGAAGUUCACUGUUGAAGUUGAUGAGCCCUACAAAGCUAAACAAAGAGUUGUUAGAGAGAGGAGGUGGUGGGCACUUGGGUUAAACUAUGGAGGAGCUGUCUGCUGUACUGUCUGUGAGGAGAACUGCCACUAUCCAUGCACACUGGCCUUGUAUCCAGUACAAUGUGAGGUUAUAAAAGAUGGCCACUGCACUGUAUGUACCGGGAAGUGUCCUGCAUCAGUUCAUGUGAAGGAAGAACAAUGCAUUUACUGUGAGGGUGAGUGUUCAGAUGAAUCAAGGCAUCCCAAAAACCCCUGGAUCUAUGUGACCAAGACAAGGAAAGUUCAGAAGACCCUGGAAGAUAUUAAGGAGAAGUAUGAAAAGAACAAAGCAGGAGGUGAGAUAAAGUUGAGCCUUUUGGAAACUCUUGAGAAAAACAUGGAAGAACUUCAGAAAGAAAAAGAUCAGUUGUUGGAAAAGUCCUUUCAGCAUGUUGUCCACCUGGAGCAGAUCGCCCUGAAUGUAAAUUCACUGUCCACUCGUGUCCACUUGGACUUCCUGAUUGAGAAGAUGAAGGAGAAAGGAGAUGCAGAGAAGGAGAGGAAACUGGAAGAGAUGAAAAGUCAAAUGGAUAAAAAAGAAGGAAUCAAGGCAGCGCUGCGCUACAAGUUUGGUAAACUAAGAGAAGCAAUGGGUGUUGGUAAGAUUUAACCUAGUGAUAAAGAAGUAGAUGAACAGAAUCAUGGUGAGCAGACAGCUGUGUAGAAAACAAGUUCCAUACUGAUGAUCAAAUUUUUCAUUAUAGUUCUAUUAAAUGAAUCUAUUAAAUGGGAUGAGAUUAAAAAUGUAAUCACCUUUUAAAUGUUAAAUGUGUAAUUCAUGGAAACAGCUGCUUCUGUGAUAUAAUGACUGUUUCUGUUUGAUCUUGUAGUUUCAUGUUUAAUCAUCAUCCUUCUGUAUCACUAACUGAAGUCAGAUCAUAAAUACAUUUAUCGUUCUUAAGUGUUCUUUGUGUAAGUUUAAUGUUUUAAUGCUUUUCUAACGUGCUAUUGAGUAGAUAAAAGGCUGUGAUUUAUUCUGAUGUUGGUGUGAUGAUGACAGAAGUAAACUGGUGGUGGGACCGUAACACAUCACUGACAUUAAUAAAUAUCCAUAUAAAGAUGUUAAACAUGAUAUUUCCUCAUCUUGUUGAUCAGUUUGUUCAGAGGAUAUUACAGAACUGAACUCAGACACAAAUAUUCUGCUCAACUUGCACACUUCAGCCAUGAAAUCUAAUGGACUUUCAUUUGAUGCAUAUUAUAAUCAAUAUAUGUGAUUAUAUAUUUUCUACCCUUGUGUAUUCAUGUGUAUUCAUGCCUAAUAACCAGUUAUAAUAUUUCAGAAGAGGCCAUGUGGAAACAUGUUGAAAACGUCAUGUUGUACUUUUAUUUUUUAUUUUGAGUGAUUCCAUGUAUUUACAAUAUAUAUUGGGACUGGAGGCUAGUGUGAGUGGUGACUGGUAGCUGGAGAGGUACCAGUCAUCCUCCUGGAAACUACCUAACUGAUCGCUGUGCUGUGCAUGUUAAUUCAUAUCAAUGCAUGUCUAUAUGUUUCUCUUUGUGUGGAAAUGAAGCAAAAUAACAACAAUGUAAAGAAAAUCAUUAUAUUCUGUUGUUCCUCAUGAAAUCACAUCCUGACUGAUGCAGUUUUCUGUCAAAUAUUAAUAAAAUGUCUGCUUGAAACCA
This is a messenger RNA of Perca flavescens (yellow perch), 2980 nucleotides long. RefSeq lists its product as uncharacterized. NCBI's taxonomy places the organism in Eukaryota, Metazoa, Chordata, Actinopteri, Perciformes, Percidae. Gene Ontology annotation, molecular function: GTP binding. The transcript has 2 exons. The record is from RefSeq and is a predicted model, not a curated record. Bases 30 to 1967 code for a protein of 645 amino acids.